GAUAGCUUUCUACGGGAAAAGCUUCCAGAAUUUUCCGGUGACCGAGGCUUCGUCCUCGACGGAGAGCCGCUCAGCAGGCCUGCCUUCUUUUUGGCGAGCAAUUCGGGGCAAAUAUGGUGUUUGAAAUGAAAAUGCUCACUAACGGCGACCCAGAAGAGGAGGAGGAAGAAACCCCUGAAGAGGAGGAGAAGGAGGAAGAAGAAGAAAAAGAAGAAGAAAAAGAAGAAGAAGAAGAAGAAGAGGAGGAUGAAGAGGACCUGGUGGAUCCACUUGACACAAUCCGCAGCAAGUGUGAGCAGUCCGAACACUGCCGGCACUACAAGGAGCGUCUGGAGCUUUGCGAGACGCGUGUCAGCUCCAAGUCCAACACUAGCGAAGAGUGCACUGAGGAGCUCUUUGACUUCCUUCACGCACGAGACCACUGUGUUGCAAGCAAGCUGUUCCACAAUGUGAAAUGACGUGUGUCACUGCUAGAACUGUAAAAAAGGGAGGGGAGUGCAAAUUAUUUUUCUAAUUUAGUAGUGUGCACAUUGUGUGGGGAUCCUGGUCCAAAUACACCAUCCUCCUCACAUAAUGACAUGAGUCAGUUUGUACAUAGUCAGUCUGCUUGUUUUGUGCGCAGUUCCUAUAAGAAAUAUGAAAUAACAAAUCAAGAUUUUACCUCUGGACUCGUAUAUAAAAUGGUUUAUCACAGUCAUUUGUCAGCAGGAUUACUCAAAAAGGGGCUAGAAAGGCACAUUAGAAGGUUAUAGUGUAGAGUAAAUACCUUUCCAACAAAUAGUUUUGAAAUGUAUAAUAUAACCCUGUGGGUAGGCAGACUUGAUUGUUUUUUUCUGUUAAUGGAAAAGUGUUAAUGCCCAUUAGUUUGUUUGGAUGAAGAUAUAAAAUAUCAAAUACAUGUUAGGAAGGAAAGAAAGAAGUGCUACCUGGUGGCAUGUUGAACUGAAAAUACACAGGCCAAAGAAAAAAAUAAAUACAUUUUGAAAUCAGA
Nerophis ophidion (straightnose pipefish) is the source of this 991-nucleotide messenger RNA. Its product is annotated as cytochrome b-c1 complex subunit 6, mitochondrial-like. The record is from RefSeq and is a predicted model, not a curated record. NCBI's taxonomy places the organism in Eukaryota, Metazoa, Chordata, Actinopteri, Syngnathiformes, Syngnathidae. Bases 114 to 458 code for a protein of 114 amino acids. The transcript is spliced from 4 exons. Gene Ontology annotation, biological process: mitochondrial electron transport, ubiquinol to cytochrome c.